GACUAAGAGUUAACACCCACCCUUUGCACCGCGGGUUUGUGAAAAUGCCAGCGCAAUGGUAGAUAAGUGAAGUGUGUUGAAACAUGCCCUCCCUACUCAGAGCAACAGCGUCAGACGACGACUUGUGGGGAAAAAAAAAGGACAUGAAACGCGCUGCCGCUCUCCUUUAUAUAUAGCACGGGGCGCACCAAGUAUAAAUAAUGGGGGGGGGGGUGCGGAAUUUUUACUAUUUCUAUGGCCCUCUUAUUUUUUUCCUAUUAUCACGUGGACUCCUGUACCCCACUGAAGAAGAGACAGCGAGAAGCGGGGGACAAGGAUCAGCAAACCAGUGACCCCUCUAACACACACACCAAGAAGACCACCGACUGGAAAAGGCAAUACUUUCAAAAGGGGCAAAGGAUUUUCAAAGGAGACCACCUGUGUUAAAAACAGGAAUUGCCUACCACCAAGGUUUCUGAUUGGAUUAUUCUAAAGUGGAUUUUGGAUGCGUUCCCCAAAAACAGAUGGAGCCCCCUGCCUUGGAUGACUUAUAUAUGUCUAUAUCAGGGCUUGCUUUUCUGACUGAGCAAAUCCUAAAUAUUUACAGAGGGGAGGCGAAAUGAUCCUCGGCAGGUUUGACAAGCGCUGCUUAUGCCUCUGAUCUGUUUAGCAUAGAUACGUACAGAUGUAUGCGCUGUAUUGCCUGAGUCUGAAGGCAUUGGGAGAUUGUGCCUUGUUGCUGCAUGAAGCUGCCAGGGCACAGCAAAUGCACAGACUACUUUGCAUGGAGAUACAAGUGACUGGAGGUGGGCAAGCUAGAAACUGUCAGAACCCUUCUGUUUGCCUGCAGCUGAAGGUUACAGCUGGAGGAGGUGGUGGAGGGGAGUUGUUAGUAGGGGAAAAAGUCCCAGACAAACUCUAUAUCAACAACAUGGCUUCCCCUGUGAACCAGCAGCUGCUGCAUCAUACCGAGGUUAGGUGUGAUGGGAGUGGGGACUGCAGUAGCGUGACAGUGAGAAUUAAUAGGCAACACCACCAAGGGCCAUCCAGGCGUUGCAAGUACAGUAUUUCAUCUAGCUGCAGUUCAGGAGAGUCUGGAGUUAAAAAGGCUGGAGGCUCCGGGGGUGCUCGAAAGAAAAAAAAGCUCCCUCAGUUGUUUGAGAGGUCCACAUCAAAGUGGUGGAACCCUAAAUUUGAUUCCAAUAAUCUAGAGGAGGCCUGUGUGGAAAGGUGCUUCCCUCAGACCCAGCGCAGGUUCCGUUAUGCUCUCAUGUACCUCUCUGUGGCUGGGUUGCUAUGGAGCAUCUACUUUAGUGUUCACAUGAAGACUGAGCUUGUUAGUCACUUGGUACCUACCCUGUGCUUCCUUAUAGUGUGCCUAGCUUUUUUUUUCUUUACUUUUACAAAGUCCUAUGCCCGCCAUUGCACAUCAGUUUCCUUACUUGUUACUGUGCUGGUUUUUGCGUUGACUUUGGCUUCUCAGUUCCAGGUACUAAGCCCUGGUUUAAGUAGUGACAGUCUGUCAAACCUUACAUCCUUUUCAGCAACAGGUUCCUCCUCUUGUCUCUCUCAGGUGGGCAGUUUCUCCAUCUGUGUGGAGGUCCUGCUUCUCCUCUACACAGUCAUGCACUUGCCUCUGUACCUCAGUGCCUGCCUUGGUGUUGCUUACUCCAUUCUAUUUGAAACAUUUGGGUAUUACUUUAGAGAUGAAAGCUGUUUUACUCUGCUAGUAGGCAGGAUGGUCCACUGGGAGCUUCUCAGCAAAGCACUGCUGCAUGUUUGCAUUCAUGCUAUAGGCGUUCAUCUUUUCAUAAUGUCUGAGGUCCGAUCUCGUAGCACCUUCUUAAAAGUUGGCCAGUCCAUUAUGCAUGGCAAGGAUUUGGAAGUGGAGAAAGCACUUAAAGAGAGGAUGAUUCAUUCAGUUAUGCCAAGAAUCAUUGCAGAUGACUUAAUGAAACAGGGAGAUGAUGAAAGUGAAAACUCUGUGAAGCGCCACUCAGCAUCCAGCCCUAAAAGCCGCAAAAAGAAGUCCUCUAUUCAGAAAACACCUAUCAUCUUUAGACCUUUCAAGAUGCAGAGGAUUGAGCAGGUGAGCAUUCUUUUUGCAGACAUUGUUGGAUUUACCAAGAUGAGUGCCAACAAGUCAGCUCAUGCCUUAGUAGGGCUCCUCAAUGACCUUUUUGGUCGUUUUGACCACCAGUGCGAGGAGACUAAAUGUGAAAAAAUUAGCACUCUUGGCGAUUGCUAUUAUUGUGUGGCAGGGUGCCCUGAGCCAAGACCAGACCAUGCUUAUUGCUGCAUUGAGAUGGGGCUUGGAAUGAUUGAGGCAAUUGAGCAAUUUUGCCAGGAAAAGAAAGAGAUGGUUAACAUGCGUGUUGGUGUACACACUGGUACGGUUCUGUGUGGUAUCCUUGGAAUGAGAAGGUUCAAGUUUGAUGUUUGGUCAAAUGAUGUCAAUUUGGCGAACCUGAUGGAACAGCUUGGAGUUGCUGGCAAAGUGCACAUUUCGGAAAAAACUGCUAGAUACUUGGAUGAUCGCUACUUAAUGGAGGACAGUAUGGUGGUGGAACGUUUGGGACAGAUUGUGGCCACUGAUCAACUAAAAGGAUUAAAGACAUUCCUGAUCUCCGGGCGCAGGCCUCGUGUGUCCAGUUGCAGCUGCUCCCAGACCCUGCUGCCGGUACAAGAGGGGGCCGACCCCAGCAGCCCUUCCUUAGCCCCCCAUCUCCAAACAGCAAUCGGUGAGACCUGCGACAGUCUCCCUAACUGCACUCAGCCGGAGAUACUCAAGAGCUGUCCUUCCUGCGGAGAAUCCGCGGCCCGAGAUGGCCCUGAAGAAGGCGUGUCUGCUGCUAAUGGAGGGGGCGAGGAAUGGAAAGGAGGAGCCCCACGGCCUUCUGCCAUCGGGCGUCACUUAAAGACCCAGAACGGUCUACUGAGCCCGCCUCCAGAGGACACUCUUACCAAUAGCCAGGCUUCACUCUAUGACAUGCUCCAAGAAAAGGGCCGCUGGUGUGGCGUCAGUAUGGACCAAUCAGCUCUGCUUCCUCUCCGCUUUAAGAACAUCCGAGAGAAGACCGACGCACACUUUGUGGAGGUUAUCAAGGAAGACAGCCUGAUGAAAGAUUACUUCUUCAAGCCGCCUAUCAAUCCACUCAGCCUGAAUUUUCUGGACAAGGAGCUGGAGACGUCAUACCGAGCCAGCUAUCAGGAGGAGGUUAUGCGGAUAGCUCCAGUGAAGACCUUUGCCAGUGCCACAUUCAGCUCUUUGCUGGAUGUCCUCCUUUGCUUCUUUAUCUUUGUUCUCCUCUCUGUGGCCUGUUUCCUGAAGCCGGGCACCAAUCCCGAGCCUCCUCCAACUCUGGCACUGGUCCUGCUGUCUGUGUGUGGCCUCUUGGGCUUCCUCUCAUUGCUGGUUUCUGUCAGGAUGGCAUUUUUUCUUGAAGACAUGAUGCUGUGCACUAGACGUCUCCUGGAGUUCAUCUCUGGAUGGGUCCCUCGGCAUUUUAUUGGCACUGUCCUUGUGUGUCUCCCAGCCGCGGUCAUCUUCUCGUACCUUUCUUCUGACUUCUACAACAACAUACACUACACAAUGUUCCUGUGUUCAGCCCUCGUCAUCCCAAUGGUUCAGUACUGUAACUUCUGCCAACUCAGCUCCUGGCUGCGCUCCUCCCUUGCCACCAUAGCAGGUGCCACCAUGCUCAUCCUCAUCUACCUGCCCUUGUGCCCAGAAAAGUCUCCACUGACUCCUGAGACAGACUUUGAAGCAAAUUUGAGCACAUCCAAUUCAUCCUUUGAGACUCUGUAUAACCCCAGAACUGAGCUCCCAUUCACUCUCCUUGGUCAAGAAAUAGCUGUAGCCUACUUUCUCCUCCUCCUCCUGGUGUGGUUCCUGAACCGUGAGUUUGAGGUCAGCUAUCGACUUCACUAUCAUGGAGAUGUCGAGGCCGAUCUCCAUCGCACCAAAAUCCAGAGCAUGAGAGACCAAGCGGACUGGCUUCUGAGAAACAUAAUCCCUUACCAUGUGGCCGAGCAACUGAAGGUCUCACAGAGCUACUCCAAGAACCAUGAUGAUGCAGGCGUCAUAUUUGCCAGCAUAGUCAACUUCAGCGAGUUCUACGAAGAAAACUACGAGGGAGGAAAGGAGUGCUACCGCGUCCUUAAUGAACUUAUUGGGGACUUCGAUGAGCUCCUUAGCCAACCUCAUUACUCCUGUAUUGAGAAAAUUAAAACCAUUGGAGCUACAUACAUGGCUGCUUCAGGACUUAACCCGUCCCAAUGUCAAGACAGCAGCCAACCGCACCUCCACCUGCAGACCCUCUUUGAGUUUGCCAAGGAAAUGAUGAGUGUGGUGGACGAAUUUAACAACAAUAUGCUAUGGUUUAACUUCAAGUUACGCAUUGGCUUUAACCAUGGGCCACUGACAGCUGGUGUGAUUGGGACCACCAAGCUGCUCUACGAUAUCUGGGGGGACACAGUGAACAUUGCCAGCAGAAUGGACACGACGGGUGUGGAGUGCCGUAUCCAGGCUAGUGAGGAAAGCUACAGGGUGCUGGUCAAAAUGGGUUACGAUUUUGAUUAUAGGGGAACGGUCAAUGUCAAGGGGAAAGGACAGAUGAAGACCUACCUAUUCCCCAAGUGUACGGACAAUGGUGGCCUGGUCCCGCACCAUCAGCUGUGCAUCUCUCCUGACAUCCGUGUUCAGGUCGAUGGAAGCAUCGGCCGCUCUCCCACUGAUGAAUUAAGUAGCUUGGUGACAGGAGGAAAAGGGGCAGUAGAAUCGGGAAGCGGGGAAGCAGGACGAAAAAGAGAGAAGCCAGAGGAGAGGGGCCGCGAUGGUGGAGCACGGUGAACAUGGACCAUGGAUAGAAUCCACCUUCUCUCAUGCUGGAGACUGGCAGUCCAGGGAGGGGUAACUGAGAUAGCUUACAGACCUCCUACCUCUCUUUAAGAGUUCCAUAAGCCGACAAUACAGUUGGCCCACGAUUGUCAUCUACAUAAAUGGCUUCCUUCAUCCUUCCCGGCUGCAUCUCUAGACUUUCAUUGUGGAUUUAACAUCUCUUGUCUUAAGUGGAUUUUACUUCUUCUUCUGUUGGGAAAGAGUCAUGUUAUCGGUUAGACCCACUUGGGUCGAGGGUUUCUAAAUUCACCUUUAGCCAUCACAGGCUGGAGAAGAGGCUCCUUCUGUAGUCAAGGUUGGCUCUUCAGCUGCCUUACUUUCAUGGAAGGGGGAGGCCUACAAUGAGACUCCUGUUUAGACACUGGGCCUUCUUUCAGUUUAUACUGCUUUUACGUACAUCAAGGGAGAGGCUUCUAUUUUACGUUCACUUCUGAGGGAGGUAACAACAUGGCUGAUUUCAUAUAUAUACUGUAUAUAUAUAUACAGGCUGAAAACUUCAUCCACCAUUGCCCAUCCCCCAUACUGAGGAUUGAACUAAGUGCCUUCUGCUCUCUACAGAUCCUCCGCCCAGAAGAGAGAUCAGCGACACCUUAUCACAAUUCUCGCUACCACUUGCCAAAAGCAUGAGACUCUCUGGACUACACCCCCCCACAGAGGAACAUAGGGGGUUAUUAUUUUGGGGGGGGUUGUAUUAAAAGGGGGCAGGGUGAGGAGAUUCUUUCAUUAUUACAGUAAGACAAAACGAUUGUAGUGUGUUUUCAUUAACACUUUAGCCGUCUCCUUGGUAUUGUUAGAAGUGUCGCCUCCUGCAGGAAUGGUGGAGCAACAUGCAGAGAUUCAAGGUUUGUCUAAAUAUUACCAUAACAAAAUUGUAUUUAAUAUUAUUUUUUGUUGUUGCCAUAGCAGAACAAUGUAUUACUGUAUCUCUGGCUGAAAAGGUUCCUUAAUCAUGCAAAAAUCACCUUUUAUUGGUAGGGAUGCACCGAAUCCAGGAUUCGGUUCGGGAUUCAGCCUUUUUCAAGGGAUACUGUCAUGGGAAAAUAUGUUUUUUUCAAAAUGCAUCAGUUAAUAGU
This is a messenger RNA of Xenopus laevis (African clawed frog), 5952 nucleotides long. It is a transcript of the gene adcy9.S, whose product is annotated as adenylate cyclase 9 S homeolog. The record is from RefSeq and is a predicted model, not a curated record. Lineage: Eukaryota; Metazoa; Chordata; Amphibia; Anura; Pipidae.